AUGGGGGCUUGGAGAGUGGGAAAAGCGGGCAAGAGCACCUGGAUGAACGAACGGGCUUUCCUGCCUCAUUUGCGACUGCUAUGUCUCAAAGAGAUCCUGAAUCAUGGCACUGCGUCGAUUGUCGUGUUUAACGAGAUCACGGGCGCGAGUUGUACCCCUCCUAGCAGGCUCUCGGAAGGUCAACAGAACAGGCGGCUGACCUUGGAGCCAACUAGUCGUCGACUCGGCAUCUGUCUAGUGGUCCUGGUCGGGAAAAAAGGUUGUGGCCAGCUCGACACGAACGAACGCGAUUAUCAGUACGCCGAUCGAGCUGCCUGUGGCUCUCUGCCAGCGAAUCGUGCAUCCAAGUCCGGUUUUCAAUCCAGGUCCACUAAACCUGAACAGUGUGAUGAUGCCCUGUCCAAUGAAAACCACCCCACCCGAGCCGGAGUCCGACAAACCUUGCCCUGCAUCGGUCGCCAGAUUGCGACCACCCGUGCCAAGGCGAGGAGGGUGUUUGUUACUUUUGUCAGAUACAGCGUAACCGGAACGGUCAAAAUAGGAUCAAAAUUGAUUGAGAUAAUUCACGCUACGAACCGUAGCCCGGACUCUCCCGGGGCCCUGAUCCACCAGUCAAUUUUGAUCACAUUCAUUCCCUCGGACGUCGUUCUCCCUCGUCGAAUCUCUGCAGAGGCCAAAAAACCACCAGUCGGAGGCCUGGCCGACAUGUAA
This is a messenger RNA of Sodiomyces alkalinus F11, 711 nucleotides long. RefSeq lists its product as hypothetical. The record is from RefSeq and is a predicted model, not a curated record. The transcript has 10 exons. NCBI's taxonomy places the organism in Eukaryota, Fungi, Ascomycota, Sordariomycetes, Glomerellales, Plectosphaerellaceae. Bases 1 to 711 code for a protein of 236 amino acids.